UUAAAAUGAUUAGUUAAUCACGUAAUGGUUUCGCCACUGAUUGGAUCAAGUACUACUUUUAAAGUUAAUAUGUUAAUCAACUAGAAUUAAAUAAAAGCCAACUCACAACGUGUCAUGAUCUAGCUACAGUCAAAAGCACUAACUCGUGUUAGACAAAAUGUUUGGCGAAGAAUAUUUAAAAAAUAGUGCGAUAGAUGUAUCCCUGGAAAAAGCUACAAUUUCAAAAGAAAAAUCUACAUAUGCAUCAAUUUUCACUAUUGAGAGUAUUUUGGGACUCAAUUCGCAAAAACCAAAGAUAUCGUUGGAUAGUACAAUUCAAACAACAUUUAACAGUCACCAAGGACAGAUUACGGUAUCGGACAGCUUAAAGAAUAGUCCAAAGAACUAUUUUCACUAUUCUGGAAACCAUUCUAUCCGUCCUUUAAACUGUUCGGAAAUAACAAUUUUGCCAACAAAUCUGUUAGGAAUUACAUAUCCGCCGUCAUACCAUGGAUAUAUGCAAGAUGAUGUAUUUCCUAAGCAACUGCAUUCGUCGGUUGGACUAGUAUCCUGCGAUGGGGCGUUUCGGCCACGAUAUCCAUUUCUCAAUGCAGAUGCUCAUAUUAAAAGAAAACGUAGACAUCGUACUAUUUUCACCGAAGAUCAAUUAGAACAACUUGAGACAACAUUCGACAAAACACAUUAUCCAGAUGUGCUCUUGCGGGAGAAGUUGGCGAUGAAAGUUGAUUUAAAAGAAGAACGGGUGGAGAUACAGUCGAUGCUGUCCUAUGUGUCCUCCUGUAGGAGUUUUAUGGUGUGGUUCAAAAAUAGACGAGCUAAGUGGCGGAAACAGAGGCGUGAAGAACAAGAACAAUUUGCAAACUUUGAAAAUAGCAAUAAAAUUCGCAAGUUUACCAAAGUUCCUACAAGCAUACUUGAGAAAUAUAGUCCAUACAAAUCGGAAAUGCAACGGAAGGAUAUAUUGGAAAAUCAAACCUACGACGUUAGCUACAGUGACGAUAUCUCUGACGUCGAGGUUGUGUGAUACGCAGCGCAGGGGUUGUUUGUGUCAAAAUUGGAAAUACCACUGAUAACAGAUGUUUGGGCUAGGACAAAAUUUCUUCUUGUUUUCUAUACGUGUUUGACAGCUGCACUCUAACUGCAUUGUAUCGAUCACUGCGCCAUCUACAAACGUUUGCCAAACGAGGUUCAGACGUCUGAUUUAUUCGGAAUCUCAGUAGCAGGUAUUAACACACGAUUCAAAUCGAGCCUAAACAUCUGUUAUCUGUGGAAAUACUAACUUUUUCUAAUGAAUUUUUAAAACAAUUUUCAAAUAUUCACGCAAUUUCAUA
This is a messenger RNA of Topomyia yanbarensis, 1331 nucleotides long. RefSeq names its product homeobox protein goosecoid (gene Gsc). The transcript is spliced from 4 exons. The record is from RefSeq and is a predicted model, not a curated record. Gene Ontology annotation, molecular function: RNA polymerase II cis-regulatory region sequence-specific DNA binding; DNA-binding transcription factor activity, RNA polymerase II-specific. Gene Ontology annotation, biological process: regulation of transcription by RNA polymerase II. Gene Ontology annotation, cellular component: nucleus. The coding region runs from base 158 to 1024 and encodes 288 amino acids. NCBI's taxonomy places the organism in Eukaryota, Metazoa, Arthropoda, Insecta, Diptera, Culicidae.